AGUACAACUGCAUAAAUUCCCCAAAACCAACCCACCACCCCCGCCCAAAACACUUCAUAUAUAUAUUCAGGUUCGAUUUAAAGAGAUUAAAAUAGCAAAAAAUGGAUGACUCAGGUUCGAUUUUGUGUCAGUUGUCUGCACUCAAGGAUAUGCUUGAUCAGGUAAACGAAGAAAUAGAGGCGAAUUACCAAAUCACGCGUGAAAUCGAAUCAGAAAUAGUCAAGUGUUCCGAAUUCAAAAGAAGUUUGGUUGUUCGAGAAUCAGAGUUGAUGAAAACGGUUUAUAUGCUUCAGUUUCAAAUUAAUGCCCUUAUUGCUCUUCAUUCCGAAUCAAGAUCAGCGAAGGAAUGGCUUGAGGAGGAAUUGUCUGGCAUAAAAAUAAAACGAGACGAAAUAAUAGAAAGAAUGGAUAACAAGAGAGAAGCAUUUAAUACAUUGUGUCUGGAUUUCCAAAAGGGGAUUCAAGACGAAGGUGAUGGAAAAGUAGGGAAAUUGCUGGCAGAGAAAGAGUACCUUGAAAAUGAAGUUCAUCUUUCGAGGACCAAAGUUAGUUCGUUACAAAGUUCAAUGUCAGAUUUUAUUGAAGAGAUUCUUGAAGGUAUUAAUGCCAAUAAUUCAGUGAUGGAGCGACUGUACUUUGAGGAGCAUCAAGAGUACAUAAAGAAACCCACAUGCUUUCUCAACACUCGAAAAUUUCUUUUUAAUUAUGUUGCUGCCAUAAUGCUGACUGCUGACUUUGAUGCUUUGGUUAUCGAGAUAGAGCGUGGUAAUUCUGAGAAUGACAAAUUGGUGAAAGAUAUCAAUGAACUGAAAACUACACUGCUUGCAGCAAUGUCGCCAUGACUGACAGACAAGGCAAAGUUGGCAUUCGUUACCACUUUAGACUUUAGAGCAUAGUUGUUGACCAUGUCUAUGACAUGAUAAUGUAGGUAUGUAACUACUAUGUAAAUAUACUCUGUCAUUCGAUCAAGGCAAUGUGACUACAGUGCUUCAAAAGUUAAGCUCAUAAUUCCAAUUUUGCUCAAACCAUAA
Erigeron canadensis is the source of this 1031-nucleotide messenger RNA. RefSeq lists its product as uncharacterized. The transcript has 6 exons. The coding region runs from base 102 to 842 and encodes 246 amino acids. The record is from RefSeq and is a predicted model, not a curated record. NCBI's taxonomy places the organism in Eukaryota, Viridiplantae, Streptophyta, Magnoliopsida, Asterales, Asteraceae.